Molecule: messenger RNA, 2975 nt
Organism: Schistocerca gregaria
Lineage: Eukaryota; Metazoa; Arthropoda; Insecta; Orthoptera; Acrididae
Product: serine proteinase stubble
Exons: 8
Coding region: 207-1427 (406 amino acids)
Biological process (GO): proteolysis
Molecular function (GO): serine-type endopeptidase activity
Source: RefSeq, a predicted model, not a curated record
GCGCAGCGGCAGCGGGCCUCUGGACGGAGCGUCGGUCGCCUUCCAGUGCCUCUGCAGCCGCGCCGCCGUCACCUGGAGUCCUAACCCAACAUGCGCUGCUGUGUGCUCAGCUUCAUCGCCAGGUAGCGGCUCCGUGUCCGCUUUAGGAAUGGUGUGCCCGUCCUUGAACCAGGGAAAGCAUCCCACGAAAAGGGCUGGAGCGAGCCAUGAGCGCGUGGCGGCUCGUGGUGCUGCUGCUCGCCACGGUCAUCGCGUACUCCAGCCCCGCUGCCUCUGCCUCUACUUACGCCUCCAGCUCUGGCGGGCGGCUGCUGUCGUCGCUGCUGGGAUACCCGAGCUCGUGCCGCCACAACGCGGCGGCGUACCGCUGCACGCUGACCUUCACCUGCUGGCUGGUGGGCGGCCAGCUGACGCCCGGCUGCAGCUCGUCCGGCGGGCCGCUCGACGUGGUGGCCGACCUGCUCUUCACGUGCUGCGUGCCCGCGCACCACUCGCACCCGCCGCCCCCGCCGCCCCCGCCCCCACCCAAGCUGCCUCCGCCGCUGCCGCCUUCCGCCUCUUACCUGCCGGCUUCGCCUAGCGGCCUCCCGUCACGCAGGGAGGAUAUAGACCACAGGAAUAACCAGCUACUAGACGUUACCAGUAUAGAAUGUGGGACACCACAGCUUACUUUCCAGAAACGAAUAAUUGGUGGCAAUGAGGCUUACUUUGGGGAAUUUCCUUGGCAAGCACACAUUCGCAUAGCGGGUUACCAGUGUGGAGGAGUGCUUGUCAGUCAGUGGUAUGUUGCAACAGCAGCCCACUGUAUACAUAGGGCACGACUGAAAGAUAUAAUUGUAUUUCUGGGUGAAUAUGACACACAGAACACUGGUCAGUACAUGGAACCCCUUCCAGAAGAAACAUUCAGAGUCAUAAAGAAAAUAAUUCACCCAAAUUUCCAAUUCAGGAUUACACAGCCUGAUAGGUUUGACUUGGCUCUACUUAGAUUAUCACGGCCAGUCUUCUACCGAGAAAACAUUUUACCUAUAUGCCUUCCUAAGCAUAAUGAAGCAUUUAUGGGACACACAGGUGUUGUUGCUGGAUGGGGAAAAACUGACACAACAUAUGGGAAGACUGGAACAAAUAUCUUACAGAAAGCUACAGUACCAAUUCUCAGUGAUGAAGAAUGUUUAAAGUGGCAUGAACAUAAGAAUAUAAAUUUGGAACUGUACUCUGAAAUGUUUUGUGCUGGUCACAGUGAUGGGCACAUGGAUGCUUGUUUGGGUGAUUCAGGAGGCCCACUGAUAGUGAAGGUCAAUGGACGCUGGACUCUUGCUGGAAUCACAAGUGCUGGGUUUGGAUGUGCUGUCGAUCACCAACCUGGUAUAUACCACAAAGUGGCUGACACUGCUCACUGGAUUGUUGCUCAUGUUGAGGGUAAAAAGUGAAUGUGUCAGCUUCUGUUACCAUAUUUAUGGGUUCAUGCACUAAAGACAUAUGUUUCCAAAGUGGAGGUAGCCUUAAAUUGACAGUGAGAUAGACAUUGUUGAAAGUCAUGUUUGGUUUUUUGAUUUGCAAUGAAUAUUCUUUUCACAAAGAUAAAGAAUAACAAUGAACAUGGGUAUGGCAGGCUAAUUAUGUAAGUGCAGUGUCAACUCAGGGCUAAUUAGUGAGUAAGAGAUAAUUUAUAAUAAUGUUAUAACAUUACUUGCUGAUGUGCUGUACCUGGAAGAACUAGUGAAAUAUCGGUAUUCUAAUAUUUCUCAAGAAAACAAUGGGAAAAUUACCUGGAAGAAAUAUAAGAGUAAUAGUAUCCUAUAAUUUCUUAAUAUUAUCAUGCCUCUCAUAUAACAUAAGAGGUACAUUCUAGAGAUUUGAUAAAAUUUUCGCUAAUCACUAACUAGGCAUUCCCUGAUACUCUCAGCAGUUGAAACUGUAUUCACUGCAUCACCUACAGAAGCCAAGGGAGCUAAAAAUAGUGUAUGUGUUGAGGAAAGAUAGUUAUACAUAUUUACAUUAAUGUUCAAUAAACAAAUAUGAAAUAAAUAUAUAAUGAAGGGUUUUUGUGGAUACAGAUGGACUUGGUAAAGCAAUCUUUAUGGUAUAUCACAUUUUUUGGACACUCAGUAGUGAUUCAUUAUUUCCUGGUAAAGGUUAUCAGUCAUUUUUCCCUCCUUUGGAUACAAAGUCAAAUAUUAAUGUGGCUAAUAUUCUCAAAGAAACCAAAAUUGCAAAAUUGAUUACCACUAUUUACUGUAUUACUAACCAGUUUUCAUUUUUUUCCCAAGUGAAUAUUAAUUGUGUUUUCAUUUGGUGCUCUGGUCUGUUUGAACUAUUCUUGAAUGUAGGUGAUAUGGGCAAUGCCAAAGGAAUCUCGAGAUAACCUAAAACCAAGUUGUACUGUUUUCUGACAUUUGUUCUUCAGGUAGAUGAAGACUAACAUUUUCUGUAGUUCUUCCAUAAAGGUACAUAUAUUACAGCUGCUUCAAAAGUAGUACAAAACAAAUGUUGUAUUUCAUGUGGAUUUAAAAAUUCUGUCCUACAUAGAGAAUUGUUUUUAUUUGUCAUAAUUUGUAAUAGAAGUGGAUUGAAUACAUCUGUACAACAAACAAAAUUAUAUGAGUGACACUAUGAUUUAUGUGACACAUUUCUCAAUCAGUGUACUGUAGAUUAGUGUUGCAGGCAAACUAUGCUUGAAGGUGGAAUGAUCUCCUGUUUAAUACUCUGUUAUGUAAGGCUGGUUCUUAUGUAACACAGAAAUAACUAUUUUUCUUUGUAGGUAAACCUAUCUGUAGUUAUGACACACUGUCUUUCUUCUUUAGAAAGAUAAUCCUAUCUAUGAAAGGAUUUUAGUUUUAUUGUCCUCAGUGUUAGAAGUGUGCACAAAUUCUGAUCUCAGUCAGAGUCAUUAGUGACAAUUACUUAUUGUAUUUCAAGUUGUAUUAUAUAUAUAAUUUGUUUUUGUGAUUUAUAAAUACAAUAGCUAAUAAAAGUGA